Molecule: messenger RNA, 3078 nt
Organism: Ailuropoda melanoleuca (giant panda)
Lineage: Eukaryota; Metazoa; Chordata; Mammalia; Carnivora; Ursidae
Gene: TSLIG2
Product: chromosome 4 C2orf49 homolog
Exons: 4
Coding region: 77-775 (232 amino acids)
Biological process (GO): embryonic morphogenesis
Cellular component (GO): tRNA-splicing ligase complex
Source: RefSeq, a predicted model, not a curated record
CGCCUGCGCGUCACUUCCGGGACGCUCCCUUCGUGGAGCCUUGUGGGUAGCCGGCCGGGGUCUCCUGGCGACGACGAUGGCGGGGGAUGUGGGCGGUCGCAGCUGCACGGAUUCGGAGCUGCUGCUGCAUCCGGAGCUGCUGUCCCAGGAGUUCCUUCUCCUCACCCUGGAGCAGAAGAACAUAGCUGUUGAAAAUGACAUAAGAAUAAACAAAGACAAUCUCACUGAUCUUUAUGUUCAGCACGCAAUACCGUUGCCUCAAAGAGAUUUGCCAAAGAAUAGGUGGGGGAAAAUGAUGGAAAAGAAAAGAGAGCAACAUGAGAUGAAAAAUGAGCCUAAAAGGACUAGCACUGUAGAUGGGUUAAGGAAAAGACCCCUCAUUGUGUUUGAUGGAAGUUCAACAAGUACAAGCAUCAAAGUGAGAAAGACAGAGAAUGGAGAUAAUGACCGGCUCAGGCCUCCCCCUCAGGCAAGCUUUACCAGUAAUGCCUUUCGAAAAUUGUCAAAUUCCUCUUCAAGUGUUUCACCCCUAAUUCUGUCUUCCAAUUUGCCUAUGAACAAUAAAAUGGAACACAAUAAUAAUGACACUAAACAGAACCAUGACUUAACGCAUAGGAAAAGUCCUUUGGGUCCUGUGAAGUCCCCACCUUUGUCCCCUGUUGGAGCUACUCCCGUGAAGUUAAAGCGAGCGGCCCCUAAAGAAGAAGCUGAGGCUGUGAAUAACCUGAAGCCCCCAGAAGCAAAAAGGAAGAUACAACAUGUUACAUGGCCCUGAAGGAAAGUUUCCAAAAAUGUAAAUAUAACUGUAACUGUAGUUUUUCAAGCAAGUUCACAUAUAUUGACAGUAUUUACAGAGAUCCUGAUUAUUGUGAAAUUUUCUUAAGAGGUUUAAAAUUAGGUUUGAAAAAAAUAGUUUUUCCUUUCCCCUCCUCCCCCCCUCUUUAAAAAAAUUUUUGCCUUUUGUGCCCUUAUUAGGAAAGAAUUUCUUUUUAAACAAAUGACUUAGUGUAAGUCAUUUAUAUUGAUCCUAGUCAAUCAUUAGCUGCCAAUCUGAUAAGCAUCUGAUGAAUUUUAGGAGUUUUCAUUACUGUUUCAGUGUUUGGGUAAACUUGAGAUUUUGUUUAAACUCAAAAUAUUUUAGAAGUUCACAAUUUUUAUUUCUUUUCCCUAGCAAAAGAAUUUAACAGUUUAUCCCAAUAUUUUAGUAAAUACUGCCAAACUCCUUCUCAAGGUUCACCAAGAAAAGCAUAUUUGUAGUGCUGCCAAUAAACUAUUCAGAAUAUACGGAUGAAAUUGCUGUUCUUUAAGUGCUUACAUUGCUUUUUCCCAUAAAAAUCAAAAGGGAAAUCAGUGCUUGCUGUUGCUCCUUCCCUUGAAGUCAUAACAGCAUUGGUAUAUUAGGAGUUGACUGGUCAGUCUCACAGCUGGUCCACCCUUUAAGAUGUCCUUGUCAUGCAGCGGUCCUCACUGUUUUCAUGAGCAGUCUGUGAUCUCACUCUGGGAGCUCAGGUGUCACUCCUUCCUAGGAGCUUCAUCCUUUCAAAAAGAAGCCGACUUUAAAAUCUUCAGGUGACAUAGUCACGUUCGAGGUGGUACCUGAUGGCAGGAGGUGUAGAGACUAGGAGGAGGGGAUGGAAUUCCAGCACUUCAGAGAGUCCAGGAGGGACAGCGCUGAGGGGGAAGCCUAGCAUGAUCUGGAGUAGGCAGAAGAGAGGGUGCGGAAGCCGGCAGCCACCGCAGAGUGACGGCGUAGAGGCGUAGAGGACGCGUACCAGGCGGACGAGGCUCCCUGCUGCGGUAACGGGCAGCUUCCCAGGGGGCUGCCAUGCACACGUUACCCACUGAGGUUUUGUGUUCAUGUUAUAGCAAUGUUACCAUCCCAGUCGUACAAUGGAGAUCGGUGGGAACAUAGGGUGUUCCUUAUAGCCACAUGCUCUCCUGUCCACUUUUUUGCCUUGUAUUUCUAACCAAGUGCAGAGGAUACUUUAUACUUUUUUCUUUUUAUGACUGAUCUUCAAAUUGGGGUUCACCUUUUCAUUAACUUUUUACAGCAGUCUCAUUCCUCUUUUGAUUUGUUGAAACAAGUAUUUUAGUUCAGCUAUUAAAUAGCCUUACAAAAAAUUCAUUCGGCCUGGCAGGUAAGUACCGUACUAAAACUUGAACCCUACAGUUUUUAGCCAUUCUGCCUUUAUUCAGACUAUAAAUCUGUACAAAUAAGAUGAAAUUGAUACAUACUAUGUGUUGCAUAAAUUAUUGACAUUAUGCCAAAUGAGUGAAUAUAUAGUUAUCUGCAGGGCUGAUAAUGUGUAAUAUUAUUGAAGGACAACUGUAACCCUUUACAUAGCCGUAUGUUAAGGAAGAUUUUAAAAGUACAGAUUUUAGGGUAGAAUGACAAAUUAUAUUUGAUAAUUCAGUUGUCCCUUCUGCUUUCAUCUGCAUUCUCUCUUAGUUAAGAGAGAGUUAGCCAUUUGACAGUUUUAAGUCAGUGGAAACUUAUUUUUAGUUACUCAAAAUUAAUUUUUAAUUUGUAUAUUUAACUUACAGAGUAGGUUGGUAAUAACAGCUGAACUGUGUAACGUUGUUGCUUCAAAUUGAAGUUUAUAUUAUGAACCUUCAGAAUCAGUGCUCAUAUAGCAGCAUAUUAUUGAGCUAUUUUGAGUUUGAAAUGUGGAGAAGUGCUAAACCACGUACUGUGUAUUACAUAAUACCAACAUCUUAGAGUGCUCUUGCCUUGUCAAGGUGUAUAGAUACAGCUUGUCUUGCAAUGUCUUCCUCCGUGUCAUGAAGCCUCCUGAAUGAGAAUCUGAAGAAGUGUCGGGAAUCGUAGGUUUUGAAGGGUUGCUUUGGUGUGCUUUCAAGUUUAGAAGGACCUAUUUGAAUGGCAAACAACUUUGGCAUACCCUUGACUCACUCACGUGGGUUAAUGUUGCUGUUGAUUUCAUAUUCCAACAGAGCCACCCUUUUUUAUUAUUGGGGUAGGCAACCGAAUGGUCGAGUCCGUGAGUGGCUUCUGAGGUGUAGUUACGGGCACUUUACCACUGCCUGCCGUUGGCAGGUGGUCUUGUUCUUUUCUUCCCC